Messenger RNA from Carassius gibelio (silver crucian carp), 2751 nucleotides. RefSeq names its product proline-rich transmembrane protein 2 (gene prrt2). Lineage: Eukaryota; Metazoa; Chordata; Actinopteri; Cypriniformes; Cyprinidae. The coding region runs from base 343 to 1029 and encodes 228 amino acids. The transcript has 5 exons. The record is from RefSeq and is a predicted model, not a curated record. Gene Ontology annotation, cellular component: membrane.
UCAUAAUGAGGCUGUCACUCUUUCUUUCAUCACAUGUUUUUCCAGCGCGCGCGGUUCGUGUAGUUUACUCCUCUCCUCCUGUCCAGAGAGUGCGAGCCUGCAGCCAGUAAUGAUCCCAGCAUCCCUGCCGACACGACCACGACCACAACACCGCCUUAUCUUUCUUUGAAUGCGCAUUUAAACGCCACACACCGGAAUAUUAUCGAGCUUUCAUUAGAAUCGUCUGAGAGACUGUUUAUUCUAAUGGACUGAGAGCGAACGUGCUGGAACCGCGCGCUCCACACGGGACGCCGUCUGAACAUCAACGCAACGCUGGCCACAUUGGCACCCUCCGCCGUCUCGAUGGAAACCGAGUACCAUCAGGCAUCGCUGGGCUCUCUGGUUUGUACCCAUGAUGGAGAGCCGACCAGCUGCCAGACCCCGAGCCCUAUGACACACCAGCCGGGGACCACCGGGGUCGGAUCGGACUCUUUCCCAUGUCUGCGCCCCCUCGCUUUCCCCCAACAGUCCAAGGAGGAGGCGCGGCGCUCGGGAGAGGUCACCGUUAUGGUCAAGGAGAAAGCAGAGAGUGCUGAUAGGAUCUGUUCAUCCCUGAAUGAUGCUGCUGCCUCCAAACCCAUCCUCUCGUCUCCUCCUCGCCGGCAUCAUUCUCUCCCUCACUCUCACCAUCCACAUGUGGGCCGUACCCGGAUGGGCAGCCGCUCCAGCUCCAUCGCCUACACAGCCUUCUCCCCACGGCCCUCCAUAUCACGCCACUCCAGCAUCGCCACCAACCCCCCGAUGGACCGCUCCAAACCCAAAGACUACCUCAUCCUCGCCAUCAUCGCCUGCUUCUGUCCUGUCUGGCCAAUCAACAUUGUGGGAUUUGUUUACUCCAUCAUGUCGAGGAACAGUCUGGAGCAGGGGAACAUCGACGGAGCGAGACGACUGGGUCGCGUGGCCAAGCUGCUCUCGGUGGUCUCUCUGCUGGGAGGAGCCAUCAUCAUCGUAGCAUGUGCUGUGAAUCUGUCAAUUAAUGUGAAAUCCUGAGAGAGGGUUGAGCGUGCCACAGAAUCCAGCUUUACAUCAGACCACUGACCCGAACACCACGGCCCAUUUCUUUUGCCCCACUGCUGCUGUGAUGGCAAUCGCAACACAGAGAGCAAUCGCUAAUCGGAUGACAUUGCUCUCUAAAGAGAACCAUUGGGAAUCUGCACCAGCAUGCCAUCCUUCAAACAGAUGGAGCAAGAUACUUCACUGAGGUCAGAGUUUGUUUCCUUGAAUCUCACUCCGAGGCUGUUGGAGUCUCUCUCCUAAACUCCAGCUCACGCUCUUAAAGACCGGCUGCACUCAUACGCUCUCACGGAGGAGGAUUGCUGCUGAAGCAGAAGUAUUUUUCCUCCUCCAGAACAGAAAUCAAGCCAAACUAAUAUACAGACGGGUUUGUCAGAUUAUUCCUACCGAUGAGAAUCACACGCCAGUCGCUCUGAAGAUUGUCAAGUGGCUCACAUGAGAUGAAGUGGAUCUCCUCAGUCGAGAGAAAACUGGAGUCGUGAUCACAUCCUUAUAUUAGAGACCAUUUUGACAACAUUUGUUCAGUUUAAAAACUUCAGAGACCCUUUAUGAGAAGAUCACCUGUGAGUAAAGAGGAGAGAUAUCUCAGUAACAUGUCCUUGUGUACUCUACAUUUCAAAAAAGGGACAUUUGAAAUCAUGAUACCGUUUGUAAUUAUUCUUUGUUGUCCAUUUAACUUUUUCAAAUGACAAUCAGAUCUUUCUUUUUUUCUUUUCAUUUGUCUUUUUCUCAAGUAAAUUUGACUGUUCUUGAACGUGACACAUGUGUAAUCAUGCUUGCACAAAAUGUAGCUAACAACCCUAAAACUGUGUUUUGGACAACGAAAUAUUGCAACCGAAAAUCAUCCACAGCCUUUUGAUGAAGCAAUACGCAAACACUCACAGGCAAAUGCAUUUUCACCACAUAGUAAAAGUGUUUCUGGUAAUUAUAAUAUUUAUAAAAACAUACUGUGUCUGCUGCAAACCUUUGUAUUGAUCUGUGUUGCUGGGUUAUUUAUAUACACUGUGUCAUUUGAAAUAUCUGUAGCUAAAUGUAGCCGAAUCACAACCGAAUCUGCAAUAUUGUAUUAAAUAGACGUUGUGUUAAUGAACCCGUCCUGUAGAUCCAAAUGGGACAUUUGACUGGUGAUACUGAUGAGUCUAUGAGCUCUGGGAUCUGGAGAUCUGGAGGCAUGACAAAGAUUGGUGAUCUGGAGGCUUUAUGUUUUGAAUUGUUUAUAAAGAGGAAUGUAAGACAAUGGGUUUAUACCGAGGGGCAGUGAUGUCAACAUUCUCUGCUUGUGAAUGGAUGUAGCUUUUGUGCAUUUCACUUCUGUUUAGAUUCAAAUGGUACUGCGUAUGCAAUAUUAGAAAACUUGUGAUAUGUGAUGAUUAUAUUUAUGGUAGGUCCAGUUGGUUAAAUCCAUGCAUUUCUUUAUAUCUUUUUUUUUUUUUUUAUGGUUUAUAAUGCAUCCCUGUAUUUCUCCUGUUUCCCUUUUGGCACACGAUGAUGAAUACUUAAACAUUAGUUUCAAUGCACCCCGAGAGAAUGAUAAAGAGCUGAAACUUAUGAAAUAUUUAGCUACUAAACAUUGUGUACUUAUUUUUGCAUGCAACCCUUCUCUCUCAAAUAUUUUGAUAGUCUUGUAAGAAGCACUCUUUCCCUCUAUGUAUGUAUCCUCCGCAGGGAAACCCAAUAAAGCGUUAGAAGGAUGUGAAA